AUGGGAGGCGAAAAGAAGACUUUGGAACUGCUGGGCAUCAGAGCUAACGAUGAGGAAGAUGCUCCCUUUGCCCUGCAGCUAAUUGCAGCCCAGUCCAAAAAUAGUUCCAUGGAGCACAUGAUCCAGAAGAACCAGUGUCUCUUCACCAACACACAGUGUAAGGUCUGCUGCGCCAUGCUGAUCUCCGAGUCCCAGAAGCUGGCACACUACCAGAGCAAAAAACAUGCCAACAAAGUGAAGAGAUACCUAGCAAUCCAUGGAAUGGAGACAUUAAAAGGGGAAACGAAGAGGCUAGACUCAGAUCAGAAGAGCAGCAGAAGCAAAGACAAGAACCAGUGCUGCCCCAUCUGUAACAUGACCUUUUCCUCCCCUGUUGUGGCCCAGUCGCACUACCUGGGGAAGACCCACGCAAAGAACUUAAAGCUGAAGCAGCAAUCCACUAAGGUGGAAGCUUUGCACCAGAGUAGAGAGAUGAUAGACCCAGACAAGUUCUGCAGCCUCUGCCACGCGACCUUCAACGACCCCGCCAUGGCUCAGCAACACUAUGUGGGCAAGAAACACAGGAAGCAGGAGACCAAGCUCAAACUCAUGGCACACUACGGGCGCCUGGCAGACCCUGCCGUCACCGACUUAACAGCCGGGAAAGGCUACCCCUGCAAGACGUGUAAGAUAGUCCUGAACUCCAUCGAACAGUACCAGGCUCACGUCAGCGGCUUCAAACACAAGAACCAAUCGCCAAAAACAGCCCCAUUGCCCUUGGGCCAGAUUCCAGCACAGAAGCAACACAUCUCAAAGGACUCCCAAGACACCCUGGAAGCCUAGAGGUGUUUCUGCCCAGCCUCGGCCUGCCCCCUCCCGUGAGACCACCGGGAGCCAACUUCCUGCCACUGUGGCAGGCCCUGGAAAAUGAGCAGGCAGAGCGCAAGGCAGAGCCGGGUGACGGGGAGCUUCUGAUGGGUCCGCUCCUUGGUUUGGGCCCAGGAGGUCACAAGAGUAGAGGCCCGGGCGUUGAGAGGAAGGGCUGGGGGCGGCGUGGAGGCUGCCCUUCCCCUGCCCCUCUAAGCCACGUGUCUUGGGGCCCCCCCCAACACCUGUCU
Dipodomys ordii (Ord's kangaroo rat) is the source of this 1097-nucleotide messenger RNA. It is a transcript of the gene Znf346, whose product is annotated as zinc finger protein 346. NCBI's taxonomy places the organism in Eukaryota, Metazoa, Chordata, Mammalia, Rodentia, Heteromyidae. The coding region runs from base 1 to 822 and encodes 273 amino acids. The record is from RefSeq and is a predicted model, not a curated record. The transcript is spliced from 8 exons. Gene Ontology annotation, molecular function: double-stranded RNA binding; zinc ion binding.